Molecule: messenger RNA, 4451 nt
Organism: Octopus bimaculoides (California two-spot octopus)
Lineage: Eukaryota; Metazoa; Mollusca; Cephalopoda; Octopoda; Octopodidae
Product: denticleless protein homolog
Biological process (GO): proteasome-mediated ubiquitin-dependent protein catabolic process
Cellular component (GO): nucleus
Molecular function (GO): protein-macromolecule adaptor activity; protein binding
Source: RefSeq, a predicted model, not a curated record
CCGGUUUACUGGCGGUAAAAUUCAGGUGUUUAAUUCAUGUUUGGUUGAGUGAGAAGCUUCAUUAUGUUCUACACUCUUGCAAACAUUAAUCUUGGAUGGAGAAAGUCUACACUUUGCCCUGUGCCUAAACUACCUCUUGUUAGUGUAUUGAAAAAUCUGAAAUGUUCCAGUUUGGAUGUUUAUGGCCAAGUUUCUCAGAUUGCUGCUGUUCCUCCAUUAGCCUGUAAUUUCAGUAAAGUAAAAUCCACCCCUAACAUUCUUGGUCUUUCGGAUGAAAACGGUUGUGUUAUUUUAUUUGACACAAAUAAAUAUGGUGAACAAGCUGUCUUAAAAUAUUGGGCAGCACACAGUAAUGCCAUCUUUGAUUUGGCAUGGAUGGAAAAUGAACACAAACUGCUUACUGCUUCUGGUGAUCAGACUAUUGUCUUAUGGGAUGCUCUCAGCCAACAGAAAAUACAGACAUUUAAGGGACACAGUCGCAGUGUUAAAUCUGUGUGUUUCAGUCCAUCUAACAAUUUUGUUUUCUGUUCUGGUUCAAGAGAUGGUCAAAUUCUGAUCUACGAUUCAAGAGUCAACUCCAGAGAUGGCUACAUGAGAAGUGUGAGUGCCAUAAAGAAUGCACAUUCCAUUGGACCUGCUAUGCACUUGAAAAGAAACUGCAGGAAUAAAAACAAUGAUAACCGAGAAAAAAGUGUUACUGCUGUCCUCUACCAGACAGACAAUCUCUUGGCCUCAGCUGGAGCUAUUAAUAGCACUGUUAAGAUUUGGGACUUGCGAAAGUGCAGCAGUCUAAACCAAGACCCUGUACCUGCAAAUAUGUUUAUGUGCAGCAAAAAUGCAAUGAGAAACUUUGGGAUCACCAGCCUUGCAUUUGAUCCCAGUCUUAGUCGUUUGUUUGCAACAUGUAAAGAUCACUCUGUCUACCUCUACAAUUCUGCUACAUAUGCUCGUGAACCCAUCCGCACAUACAGAGGGUACCAAAAUACUUCAUUUUACAUCAAAGCUGCUGUAAGUCCAUGUGGCAGGUUCUUUGUUAGUGGAUCAAAUGAUGAUAAUGCCUAUAUAUGGGAGGUUGAGGGUUCUGAAUAUCCAUGCCUCACCCUUGCUGGUCAUACUGCAGAAGUGACAGCUGUUACUUGGUCCCAACAUGAUUUUGGCAAGAUUGCUACUCUUUCCGAUGAUAACACAAUGAGGAUGUGGCGUUUGAAUUGCCAUUCUCUUCCUGCAGACAUUCUGGAAAUGAGUGGAUCGGCAAUGGAGUAUAUUCAUGAAAUUUCUCCAUCACCACCAUCAGUCUCUGGUUGUGAAAGUAGCCAAAGUUUGACUCCAUAUAGUGACAGUACACCACCUUUUGUUGGUUUAAAAAUAAGAACUCCACCAGUUAGUUCACCAUCCUUGUCCAUUAAAGACUGGCUGAAAAAGUCUGUGAGGGACUGGAAUUCGGUGAAUUCUCCAGAAAACAGCCAGAUUGAAAUGUGUAACUUGAUAGAUGAAGAGCAGGACAGUCCUUCGAUAGAAAAUUCUUCUCCGUGUGGCAGUCAACUUGAGAAAAGAAAAAAUACUGCCAAGCGGAAAUUGGAGAGUUCCUAUAUUGCUUCAACGUGUCAAAGUCCAACUAAACAAAGAAACAUUCUCCGCACUCCCAACUGGGAAAAUCCUAAUCAACAAGAAAAUUUUAACAGAUCAAAUCUCAUGUUAAAAUCUCCUGAGAAAAAUUCCUCAUCUAGUAAAUGUCUGUUCCCUGCCAGCAAACAAAUCAAAGAUCAGUUGGUAGAUAUGGAAAAUACUCCAACAAAUGCAGAAAUUUCCUUUUGUGAAAGAACUCAAUCAGAGAAAAAUUCCAGUGAUUCUAAACCUUUAACCAAUUCUCCUGGUUAUUCAGUUUUUGAUGUUCUCAGAUCUCCAGGCCAUUCACCAUUACAUUCUCAUUCUAGUAAAAGAACACCAAAAUCGGCCAGAAGUAAUCGGAAGCCUUUACAAAAAGGAUCUCCAGAGAGUCGCAACCAAUCCAUAUUGACCUUUAUCAAUCGAAACACAUCCCGCAACUGACAGGAUUAUGGAAGGAAGAUAAAAACUGCAUUUUAUUACUCUCAAAACCAAACUGACUUUUCUUUACCAACCUAAUGUGAGGUUUACUAAAGGAAUUUCACUACCUGAAAUUUGGGUUUGACCUUGUUUCAAAGGUCACUUUAAAUCUUUAUCAUAUUUUUUCCAUUAUUGUUCAUCCUGAACCAAGCAAUGUUUGUGGCCUCAACCUAUUGUUAAUUUAUGAAUAGGGCAUAUUUUUCAGGUGUACAGUUUUUCUGAAAGUUAACCAGGAGAAUUUUUUAUUUAUUUUAUUUUGGCUAACUUUAUAUAUCUUGGUGCAGACUGUUGAACUGUGCAUUUGAUAUUGCCUAUAGGUGCAUUGUUGUUUGUUGUGUCACAAUAAACAUUGCACAAUAUAUAUGAUCUCAAUUUGUGCCUACCUAAACAUGGAUCCAUUAAUGGCCUUAGGGUUGUCUCUAUCAAAAUUCUUGUUAUAUCAUCACUCAUAACAGAAAUCUCAGGAUUUAUUUACAAUUCUUUUUUUUUUAAAUGAAAUACUCCAACUCAAAAUGUGAUCUUAUAUUUUUGUGAAAAUGUUGCAGAUGGGAGGUACAGAAACAGAAUGUUAAGGUACCACAUGGUUUCAAGUUUAGUUCCAUUGCAUGACACUUUUGGGCAAGUGUCUUCCACUAUAGCUCUAGGCCAACUGAAACCUUGUGAGCGGAUUUGGUAGACAGAAACUGAAAGACACCCAUUGUAUGUGUGCGAGUUAUUGUCUCCUUGCUUUUACAUCCUGUGAUAAUUUGUGAGUGUCCUCAUCAUCAUGCAAGCUGUGUCCUUUGUUUCUAAUAUUCCAAGACAUAUCCAGUCAUGGGGAAAUAUUACCUUACUUGGAAACAGGUGAGGGUUGGGAACAGAAAAGGCAUUGAACCAUUGAAAAUCUCUCAGCAAAUUCUGUUUCAUUCAUUUGUGCAGGGAAAGGUGAACAUUAAAUGAUGAUGAUGGUGGUGGUGUUGAUUUUACCAUUCAUCCACAUAAGAUUAAUAAGAUAAAUACCAGCUCUAUACUUGGUGGCUAAGAUGAUAGUUGUAACUGGAUGCCUUUAUAGUAUCUGUUUCUAAUUUUAAACCCUGUUGGAUUCAUUCUUUCUUUGUGUGAAACAAAAGCAUCCUAAGAUGCUUUUAAAAAAAUUUUAUUGUUCUAAUUUAGAAAAAAGAUCAACAUUCCCUUUUUGAUUCCAAAUCUCUUACACUUUUCCAUCCAAGUUGUAGUAACCAAGAAUCUGUCUUUCCAAGUUUUGACCAAAUGCCUUUUCUCCUAGUAUUUCUUCAAUCCAUGAGGAGUAAGUUAUCAUUUUGGAUCACAUCAAGCUGUGUGCUUGUGUCUUCAUUAUCUCUAUGGUAUUUGCUUUUAAUUGUGUUGGUCUAGCUCUGGAUAGCAUUACUCGAAUAAAGCUACAUGGCAGAGCUAACUGAAUGUGGAUCAGAAACAGUUAAAGGCCCUCUGUCUUCAACAUUGAGAUACACAUUAUCCACUUUACUGGUUUUAGAUCGAACUUGUUCAGAUGUGGCUUUCUUGUUUUUAACGUGAGGCAUGUUAUUCUUAGUUUAUGGUCUUGAAACAUACAGUGUUUCUUGAAGAUUUGGCUGUUAUAUAUAAACAUGUUCAGGAAAUGUAGAAACUUGCUAUGUUUAUACACCACCAUCAUUAGCAGCCCAUGGGUUGGGCAAAACUUGUCACAUCUCUGUAUGAAAUAUAAAUUUUGCAAUAGUUUUGUGUAUCAUAGCUCUCUUACAUCAUGUGUGCCUAACUUGAAAACAUGCUCCCUAAGUCAGUAAAUUUCUUUGAGAUAAUCAGAAAUGAGUAUUCAAAAUCAUAGAAUUUCUAGAAAGAAAAAAAAAUCAAAGGUAAUCAAAUAUGCUGUCAGUCCUAUUAUAACACGUGGAUUAUAAUAGUUGCUGGUUGGGCACCGUACUUUGCUAUGCAGCUAUAAUAUACUACCAAGUAUGUUAGAGGCUUUUAAGUCAAUACUGUAUUUUAAAGUUCUCUACUGAUUUACUAUAGAAGCCAGAGCUAUGAAACAUCGUAACUUCCAGUGCUGACUCUAGCUUUUAUAGAAAAUCUGAAGAGGUAACUUUAAAUAGUAUAUUGAUAUAUAUGUAGAAAUUAUGAAGGUGUUUCAAAGCAUCAUUCAGUUUGUCUCCAUUCAAGAGAUACCUCAAAUGGAAACAUAAAAUCUCUUCUGUUUCAAAUCUAGUGCAUAAUUUACAUUACCAGAGAUUCAUACUUAAAAGUUUUAAGGCUGAGAAGAAAAAGCUUUUCGGUAUUUCUUGGUAACUGUUUCAACUCUGUUCAACCAACAGUAACCAGUGAUAUGUAUUAGAUCGAACUUUUAGAUAUGUUUAUAGUUGAUUGUCAAAUAA